UUAGCAGAGGCACCGAAGCGCUUUCAAAACACAACUUUUAUCCCUGCUGGUUUUAAUGUCUUUUUAUGCCGAUUAAACUGCAAAAUGACUGCUUGAGCAGUGUAUUAUCUUACAACACAGACUCCUAGUGGUUGAGUGAUGAGGACACACUCCCUUUAAUAACGUGGUUGCACGCCAUCCAACCCCGAAUUUCGAUGCAUUGAGUAACGUUAGCCUAGCAGGCUAACCUCCCAUUCGAAUAGCAGAUGGUAACAUUUUGGUUGUGCUAACCUGCAGUUAAUUGGGGCAUCAGCCCACCGGAUUUAAGACAUACAGAAUGACCUGCCCUCCAAGCAAGCGCCUCAGAGGCCUCAACCAGGACAUUCCCAAGGCCGACGCUUUCGAUGAUGACGACUUCACUCAGGAUGACCUGGAUGAGAUUGACACCAUCGCCUCGCAGGCCAUCAACUCGACAGCGGCAUCAUGUUUCGGGUCCAAAGCGGGGGAGCACGGCCAUGGUUCGGGGUUCCGCUCAUCCACCUGGCCGAGUGCACUGCUGAGCAGAGAGAACAUGGCCGGCUUCGGUGGCAAAAGAGGAAAUUUGGGGGACCCUCUUGGAAACAGGCAACAGCAGUUCGGGCCAGAGGGAGGCGACUCCUACAGCCUGCUGGAGGCUCAGCAUGCAGAACUCAAGAGGAAGCUGAAGGAGGUGGAGGAGGAGAUAGUGUUGAAAAAUGGGGAGAUCCGGGUCCUGAGGGACUCCCUGAGAGGAGUCCAGCAGGAAAAGGAGGCCCAGAGACAGAACCUUGUUCUGUUGGAGACGCAGAAGCAGAGAGAGCAGAGCGACAGAGAGAAGGAACUCAACAAGAAGGUUCAGUCGCUGCGAUCGGAGCUGCAAUUCAAAGAAUCUGAGAUCAUGGAGAUGAAAAGCAAACUGCUGAGCGCGGACAGAAACAAAAUGGCUUCUCCAAUUCCGAGAAACAGCCCCAAAGUGCUCAAUGGCCUUGGCCAGUUGUAUCACGAGAGUGGCAGCAGCGCCUCCUCUCCAACAGGAAACGGUUUUAUCACCAAAGAGAUGUUCGCGGCUCAGGUCCCAUCCAGAAACACGCCAGUGAAAACCCCCGUGAAAUCAUCGGGCAAGACGCAUAGGCAAAGUGAGUUACGAGCAGACAGACCGGCAUCCUGUGGCAGAUCGGUUGACAACCAGGAAGUAGCCUGCCCUGACCCAUUCCAGGCCAUCAGACCUGCAUACCAGCAGCAUCGAGGUGGCGUCCUGUUGGGCUUGUUGCUGCAGCAUCCUUUAUCUCCCAGCAGCCUGUGCCUCUCUCACAUGCUGUCUAUGAGCCUGACUGACGUCAGCUCGUCGGCCCCGUGGGACUUCAGCGGACUCCCAGCUGGCUCUUUGCGCCACAACACCACUGCAGCCGGCAUCAGCGGGACUAGAAGCGGAGCUCCCCGAGCUACCCUCAGUCCUGUCCAGAGUCUGGCCAUAACAGGACUCAACAUGCUGAGUCAAAGUCGAGCUGGAACCUCAGCCAGCACCACAGAGUACAGUUGUCCUGGAGCUGUGCUUCUCCUCCCACUGCUGGACCUGCACUUAUCUGGCCUCAGUCAGGCUCUGGAUGCUCCAGGAGUUACCUCUGGUUCCUUAGAAGGUCUGCGGGAAAGCCGUGCACCUGCUGCGGGACCAGGGUCGCCGGACGAGGCAGGCUACAGCCUGGAAGACACCGGGCUGGUGGUGCUAAGGCUCCUCUCCCUGCUGCUGGCCCACAGCGACGAGGUGGUCCAAGCGGUUCUGUCCACACCGUGUGAGAGUGACAUCGAAAACAAGGCUGACUCAUCUGCAGCAAGUGACGGUCUACACUCCCACAGUACCUUGCUGCAGUCAGUGUUGCGCCUUUGCCGUGCUGGAAUUGGAGGCAGUAGCAGCAGCACACAGUGGCAGGAGCUCGUCAUCAGCGCCCUCAAGACAGUGCGCGUCCUGACGGAGAGAACACCACACACACAUGCCGACCGGCUGCAGUGUGUCUUGCAAGUGAUGUGUGCAUCCGUGUCGGCUGAUGCCAAGCCACGGGCUCUCACAGAGUGCGUUUUAGUCCUUGUGGCCCUGUGUGACCACACCUCACUGACUCGGCAGCUCUGCUCUCAGCACGAGCCCUGCGUAAUCCUGAAACUGCUGCAGUAUGUGCGAAACAGACCAGCCAAGCAGACAUGGCAUGCGGAGCUCAUUCUGCUGGAACUGCAGGUGGUUCGAUUGUUGAAGCGACUCACACAAACGGCAGAGGGCUGGAUCCACAGGCAGUCCAGCAACUGCUGCCAAUGCUACACUGAGCUGGUUCAGACAGUGGUGAUCAUCUUGCACCGUCAGUGGAUGGAUCUCCAGGACUUUCCAGAGCUGAUGGACAGGUUGCCAGACCUCAGACCAUGCCUUGAUGUCCGUUCACCGGCGUGGUCCCUGCUCAGGGAAUGCAUGCAGCUGCUACACUGGCUGCUCCACCAUCACAGCAGCUUCUCAGCCAGCUGCCGGCCGCUGCUGCACAUGUACGACCAGGUGAUCCCGGCUCUGCGGGACACCCUGAGGAAGAUCCCCGAGCUGAGCGAGAGUGAAGAGUUGGCGUUGGAAGAAAUCUGCCGUCCAGAAGGUGAUGACACAGAUGACAUGGAUGCGGAUUUUGGCUCCUGAGUGAUUCACUGACAAGCAGCAGUGAUAAAGACACUUGUGAUACUAUUAACGUAUUAUCUGCUAUGAAGCUGAGCAAGACAAGCAGAAGACAACUCUUACUCUUUAUCAAUAAGACAUCAAGAUACAUUUAAUCCACAAUUCAACUUUUGACUUCAUUGCCUAGUUACUAUGAACAGUUCAAUGGCCCAAAAGUGGUACAAUUUGGAAAACGUCAAAAUCAACUUCAUCAUGCCUGACUCGAGAAUCUGAAAGAUUAAAUCCACAAGUGGGUUUUGCUUUUUUCUUUGUUUUUUUGGGGGAUGCCGCCACACAAGCGUGGUCAUGGCAAAGAAGAAAAGUAUGAUGACAACCAUAGAACCAGAAAUGGAACUUACUGUGACAUCUGUAAACUAAGGUGGACACAUGGUCAAAACAAUUAUUAAUUACAUACACAACAUUUAUUGUACCAAGCAGAUGCUCAUACAUAUAGUAUAUAUGCUGUCCAGGAGCUGACUGGUCAUACUGAUGGAGGACUCAUCAGGAGCAUUCCCCAGAUGUUUUAGGGAGUGCAUUCAGGCAGAUGGACUCAGCCACAUUAUGAGUCGUCCAGUAAAUUAACAGAAGUAUCAGCAUGAUUUGAUGAAUGAUCAACUGGCUGUCUCUAACAGGAACACUACUGUGCAACAUUACUGGAAUAAAAGUACACAAAAGCAAAGAUCAUCUCUGGAGCGUUUUGUGAAACACGUUUAUUCCUCAUGUAGUCAGGUCUUAAGUGGUCAGGCCUCUCAUGUUUGGCUAGUUCCAGGUCAGUCAUUCAUCAACAGCAUCAUGUGGUUUGCGGGCCAUCUUUUUCCGUGAAGCAAUAAAUAGUCAAAAAAGAUUUUGUGAACCAAAAUGUUAAGUUUCCACACAGAGGUUGUCACAAAACUUUUGUAUGUAAAUACAGUACAACCUCCAACGCCUUAAAGC
This is a messenger RNA of Dunckerocampus dactyliophorus (ringed pipefish), 3610 nucleotides long. It is a transcript of the gene atrip, whose product is annotated as ATR interacting protein. The coding region runs from base 317 to 2662 and encodes 781 amino acids. Lineage: Eukaryota; Metazoa; Chordata; Actinopteri; Syngnathiformes; Syngnathidae. The record is from RefSeq and is a predicted model, not a curated record. The transcript is spliced from 18 exons. Gene Ontology annotation, biological process: DNA damage checkpoint signaling; DNA repair.